AACUCUGUUGUCUGCAGAAAGACAAAGACUCUUCUGUGGCCUUUUUGAAGUAAACUUUGCUCAGGAGGCAGAGCGUGAAAGGAGGUCAAUGUGAAAAGUAAACAUGAAGUUUUACCUGAGAAAGGUGCGUCACUGAGGCCACACCCACAGCGUGGGAAGAUAUCCAACGAUUAUUGGGAGGAAUUCCUUCACAGGAAGAAACCUGACUGAAUGGAAAGACACACAAGGAGGAAGUAAACAGAAAGCAGGUGAAGAUGGAUGCUGGAAUCUCAGAGCUGGACUCGGACCCUCAGAACCAGGACCCAGAUGUGGACCCGGUGCUCCUCUGGGCCCCCAGCGGGAGGCGUCUGAUCUCCGGUCUGCUGGGUCUGAACCUGGUGCUGCUGGGAGCCGCUCUGGUGGCAGGAGAAGCCUUCAACCCGGAGGGCCUGAAGCAUGAGGAGCCGGAGGUGUUCCUGCUGGUUCUGAUGGGGUCCAGUUUGGUCUGGAUGCUCUGGUACCUGCUGUGGGCCCGGAAGCAGCCCGGCAUCUGCCCCCACCAGGAUCACCACGCAGGGGGCACCACUGUCAUCGUGGUUCUGGUUCUGUUUGCUGCCUUCAGCCUGCUGCUGUACGUCUGCAGAAUCGGUUAUCUGAUGAGCGUCAGGGAGUGUAAACCUGCUGCUACUCUCAUCUCUCCGUUCAUAGAGGUGCCGUUUCUCGCUCUGCAGACAUAUUUGCUCUGGGCUCACUCCAAAGACUGCAUUCACAAGCACAAAAUCGUCACCAGGUCGGGGUUGAUGGUGAUCCUGUCAGCCGACCUGCUGCUGUGGUUGAACGCUGUGACGGAGGACUCCAUCCAUGAGGAGAUCGAGUUAGAAAAACAAGACAAUCUCAUGUUCAGCAACACAAACUCCCUUGAUGAUGAUGACAGCUUUGAUUUAGCAGGAAACUCGUCGUGUCAGUGCAGUGCCAGUGCCGCCUGCGUCGCCUUCCGGAAAGGCUUCGAGAUCCUUUAUCCCUUCAACAUCGAGUUCUACCUGAUGGCCAGCUGCAUGAUCUACGUGGUCUGGAAGAACGUUGGUCGCAGGACGAGUCCAGACCACCACCACGCUGACGAGAAGUUCAGCCUCCGAGUCCUCUUCAAGGGUAGGAUCAUAUUCGGCCUGGUGUUUGGCGGCCUGGUCCUGGUCGCAGGAGUCGUCAUCUUCGUCCUCUACCAGAUCUGGGUGAGUGAUACGGAGCGUCGCCUCACUGCCUUCCUCGUCUUCUACGGCUACCAUCUGGCCAUCAUGCCCAUCAUGUCGCUCUGCUCGCUGGCCGGGGUCCUGGUCCACCGGCUGGAGAGAAGAGCCCACGAAGGAAGCCACAACCCGACCAGAAGCCUGGACGUGAUGCUGCUGGUGGCGGCGGCUCUCGGCCAGCUCGCCCUGUCCUACUUCUCCCUGGUUGCGGCCAUCGCUGUGGGCACCCAUGGGCCUCUGGGGGACCUGGACCUGUCCUACUCCAUCCUCAGCCUGCUGGAGCUCAUCCUCCAGAACAUCUUCAUCAUCGAGGGCCUCCACCGGCACCCAAGCCUGGUCACCAAGAAGAAGGAGAAGCAGUGGAGCGGCAUCUUUAAGUCCAAGAAAAAGGCUGUUCAAGAGGAGAAGACGACGGAUAUUUCUCUGCUGGAGGGAAACACAUCAGCGCCACCUGGUGCCCAGGAGCAUGAUGGGAAAAAAGCCUGGAUCAAAAGAGCCACGCAGGAGAUCUGCGCUUUCCUCAUCCUCUCUAACAUCAUGCUCUGGGUGAUUCCUGCGUUCGGAGUUCAUCCACAGUUCGAGAACGGUUUGGGGAAGCAGUUCUUCGGCUUCAGCCCCUGGUUCGUUCUGGUGAAUCUGGGUCAGCCGCUGGGAGUUUUCUACAGGAUGCACUCAGUGGCAGCUUUAAUGGAGCUGCUCAUCUCUGCAUGACGACCACCUGAUACCAACUGAAUCAUGUUAAACUAGACCAAACCAAGAAGGGAAAUACCAGCAGCCCACGUUUAUACCACAUCAUCUGGCUUGAUUAAUCACAGAUUCAUUAAGACUUGAACAUGACGAGGCCUUGAAGUGUUUGGGCCGGACUGCCCCAGAGUACGUUACAUGAUUGAUAGAUUUUUAUGGCAGUCAAGAUGGUCGAACUACAGGAGAUUCACUAGGAAAUAGAGCAACUUUUGUUUGAUUGAUAGAAUGAGGGCAGAAUCAGUAGAUAGUGUGACCAAGUAGGAGAAUUUUUAUUAUUUUGAAUAAUAUUGUGCGAGCAGAUUGGUAAAAUAUAUUGAUAUUUAAUGUGUAAUGUUAUAAAAAUCUAAAAAGAAGUGGUGCUACUUGUACAAAACGCAAACAAAGUGGUUUUAGAUUGCAAAAUCUUGCUCUGAACUCGACAUCUUCGGGAUGAACUGGAAUACAGGUUCAACAUCUGCUGCAGAGACUGAAACCAGCGGAAUGGAGGCUGUUACAGCUGCAGAUUAAUGCCAACACUGCUGCAAUGACAUGUUCAGUUAUUACAGAUAAAUAUAAUAUGAAAGUGUCCACAUAUUUGGUGUUUUCUUACCAGCACAUACAGAACAUACAGAACUAUAAAAUACUGUGGGAAGGUUUUUAGAGUAUUUUGGCAAAAUCCUUGGAAACAAGAACAAGGAUUCCUGCAGCAGAUGACCUGAACUCCAGAGUUCUGAUCUCAGCAUCAUGGAGACCGUUUGGAUCACACAAAGAGAUACUGAGAAAGACUGAAUCCAUAGAAAGACUGUGGUGAGUCUCCAAGAUCCUCUACAGUCAGCAUAAAAUCAAGUCCUGGACCAGGUCAGAAACCAUUCCAAAACUAGAGCAACACCAGUCCAAAACAAAGUUGGGAAAGAGUCUGAAAUCAAUUCCAAAACCCAGCCCAAACAGGUAUAAAAUCAACUCCAGAACUCACAUAAAACCAUUCUAAAACUAAGUCUGAAAACAGACCAAAACCAGGUCCAGAACAAGUCCAAAAUGAAGCCCAAAGUAAAAGUAUUCCAAAACCAAAAACCAGUCCAAAAUCUACUCCAGAGGGCAGUCAAAAACUGAAUAGGAAAAAAAAAAAAAAAGUUCAGGGCCAGUCCAAGAUCAAGUACCAAACUGGUCUAAAACCACAUCAAAAACCAGUUGAAACCCAGGUCUGAAAAGACUUACAAAGCGGAUGGAUGGAUGGAUGGAUGGAUGGAUGGAUGGAUGGAUGGAUGGAUGGAUGGAUGGAUGGAUGGAUGGAUGGAUGGAUGGAUGGAUGGAUGGAUGGAUGGAUGGAUGGAUGGAUGGAUGGAUGGAUAUUUUAUUAAUCCCGAGGGAAAAUCAAGUAAGUCCAAAUCCAAGUCUAAAACCAAGUCUCAAACCAUUUCAAAACAAGUUCAAAAAACAGUCCAAAACCAGUCUGAAACCAAGUGCCAGACCAGUCCAAAACAAAGUCCAGAACUGGUCCAAACCCAGGUACCAAAACUGGUCUAAAACCAAGUCAAAAACCUAGCCUGAAAAGAGUUUGGAAGCAAGUACAAAUCGAAGUCUAAGAUUUGGUCCCAUACCAUUUCAAAACCAUUUAAAAUCAGUCCAAAACUGACUCUACAACCAGUCUGAAACUAGGUGCCAGACCAGUCCAAAAUCAAGUCCAGAAUUAGUCCAAAACCAAGUGCCUAACUGGUCUCAAACCCAGUCAUAAAUCAAAUCUGAAAUCUGUCAAAAGGUCAGUCUCAAGCUAGUCUACAACCAAGUCUAAAACAAAAUAAAAAACUAAGUCCAGAAUGGGGUCCAAAACCAGUUCAAACCCAAGUCUGAAAAGACUUUGUAAGCAAGUCCAAAUCCAAAUCUAAAACCAAGUACCAUACCAUGUCAAAACCAGUUCAAAACCAGUUCGAAACUAACUCCUGAACCAGUCCAAAACCAAGUGUCAGAAGUAGUCCAAAACCAGGUACCAAACUGGCCCAAAACCAAGUCAAAAACCAAAUCUGAAAAGACAUGUGGUGCAAGUCCAAGUCCAAAGCCAAGCCCCAAACCAUUUGAAAACCAGUCUGAAACCAAGGCAAAACAAAUUCCCUAAUACCAGUCUGAAACCAGUCCAAACGGAAAUCCUAAGCCACCACAUCCCAAAGUUAAAAACAGGGUCCAGAACCAGGCUGAAAAGAAGAACCAUCAUCAUGGAGUUAGUCUGGAUCAUAUGAAAACACUGAAACGACUGAAUCCACAGAAGAAUUUUAUGUUCUCCAAGAUGCUAAACAAGCUACCUGCCGAGUGCCUUGAUAAACUUUGUACCAAAGAGAUCGGUGCUGUUUACAGGCUCUAUAAUAUGGAUCUGUUUUUAAAAAUAAAAAAUAUUGAUGAAAUUGUU
Messenger RNA from Amphiprion ocellaris (clown anemonefish), 4344 nucleotides. RefSeq names its product proton channel OTOP3-like. Gene Ontology annotation, biological process: proton transmembrane transport. Gene Ontology annotation, cellular component: membrane. NCBI's taxonomy places the organism in Eukaryota, Metazoa, Chordata, Actinopteri, Pomacentridae. Gene Ontology annotation, molecular function: proton channel activity. The transcript has 7 exons. Bases 255 to 1934 code for a protein of 559 amino acids. The record is from RefSeq and is a predicted model, not a curated record.